Messenger RNA from Penicillium soppii, 1218 nucleotides. Its product is annotated as TRAM1-like protein. Lineage: Eukaryota; Fungi; Ascomycota; Eurotiomycetes; Eurotiales; Aspergillaceae. The transcript is spliced from 2 exons. The coding region runs from base 1 to 1218 and encodes 405 amino acids. Gene Ontology annotation, cellular component: membrane. The record is from RefSeq and is a predicted model, not a curated record. Gene Ontology annotation, molecular function: sphingosine N-acyltransferase activity. Gene Ontology annotation, biological process: ceramide biosynthetic process.
AUGACCAAAGAAGGCCUGAGGCGUAGACUCAACGUGUCCGAAUCCCCAACAAUUGGAAACCGUCAAGUCAAAGAUCCAAAACGCAAAAAGCGCUCUCUCCUCCGCCGCUGUAAGCGCUUCGCGGUUAAGCACACGUGGUCACUCCCCUUAGCUCUCGUGCUCGCGAUUCUCUCUCUAUAUGCUCAGAAUCCAUCCGAGUCUAACAUCCUCCAUCAUUUUGUAUUCCUUUCCUAUAAACAGGAAAGCGAUGAUCCCACCCUCCCUACCCAGUAUGGAAAGGGUCUGUGGGAUGUAGCGUUCGUGUCCUUCUAUGUGAUUGUGCUAUCUUUCACACGGGAAUUCAUAAUGCAAGAGAUUCUGCGCCCUUUAGCGAAACUGCGCAUCAAAUCUCGUGGCAAGCAGUCGCGGUUCAUGGAGCAGGCGUACACCGCUAUUUACUUCGGUGUUCUCGGUCCGGCAGGUCUGUAUGUUAUGCGUCAGACGCCGGUUUGGUACUUCAAUACACAUGGCAUGUAUGAAUCAUUCCCGCAUCGAACUCAUGCAGCUGAAUUCAAGUUCUAUUACUUGCUUGAGGCAGCGUACUGGGCUCAGCAAGCGAUUGUUAUGUUGUUGGGAAUGGAGAAGCCGAGGAAGGACUUUAAGGAGCUUGUUACGCAUCACAUUGUGACUUUGGCUCUUAUUGCUCUAAGUUACAGGUUCCAUUUCACAUAUAUGGGCAUUGCUGUUUAUAUCACACAUGAUAUCAGUGAUUUCUUCCUUGCUGUCUCGAAAUCCCUCCACUACUACGCCCCGGAUAUUUUGAUCCCCUUUUACGCAGCCUCGAUCGGCUCCUGGAUCUAUCUCCGUCAUGUACUAAAUCUGCGCAUCCUCUACUCCCUGCUCACUGAGUUCCGCACCGUCGGACCCUACGAACUCAACUGGGAAACGCAGCAGUACAAAUGCUGGAUCUCGAACAUCAUCACCUUCUCCUUGCUGGCUGUUCUUCAAGCUCUGAACUUGUUCUGGCUGUACUGCUUACUGCGCAGUGCUUUCAGGUUCCUAGCUACCGGUGAAAAGAAGGACGAUCGCUCUGAGACAAAUGAGUCUGAGAUCGAGCCUGAAGUUCACGCUCUGAAAGCAAAUGGUCUCAAUGGCCAUGUGAAUGGCUACGUUAACGUCAAUGGGUCACUAAAGGACUCCAACGCAGCAGUUUCUGUGAAAAUUAACGGUGCCCGCUAG